Messenger RNA from Suillus subalutaceus, 480 nucleotides. RefSeq lists its product as uncharacterized. Gene Ontology annotation, biological process: regulation of transcription by RNA polymerase II. The annotation marks the transcript as partial. The transcript has 3 exons. The record is from RefSeq and is a predicted model, not a curated record. Gene Ontology annotation, cellular component: nucleus. NCBI's taxonomy places the organism in Eukaryota, Fungi, Basidiomycota, Agaricomycetes, Boletales, Suillaceae.
GGAUUGGUCGAUGCUGCUACGAUUUUGAAUGCAGAGGAGCAACGAGAGUUGCAGAGCAGCGUCCAUCCUGUCAAGGAUGCUCUGGCCAAGAUACGAAAGUUAUCAUAUAAAAUAAUACACUCUACCACAAAAAUCCUUCCUGCAUGGUAUGAUAUUCUGACAGAACUCGAGAUGUCGACCCGGAUGUUGCCUCGAGACGUUUCGACAAGGUGGAACUCAACAUUCGAUAUGUUGGAGCAAGUGUUGAAGCACCGAGAGGCUGUCGACAGGAUAACGCAGUGUCGGGACUUGGGGCUGAGAGCAUUGGAGCUAACUGACAGAGAGUGGGCAAUCCUGGAGCAGUUGCGCGACAUUCUGAAGGUGAGUUUGGCCACUGUUGCAUUAAUACUUCACCCACAUCACAAGCUAGCUUAUUUCAAGCGCGCGAACUGGGGACAACAGUGGAUCGACACGGCAGAGACACUCGUUCGCAAUGCAUAU